ACUGCGACAAAGUUCAGGAAGUUCAGUAGGUUCACGUUCCCCACCGGAGAAAGAUGUCACACUUGCCGCACAACCCCCACGAGGGACCCAUUUCCAGUACGGUAUUUCCGCCGGAUAUGAACCCCAACUAUCCGCACCAGCCCAUCGGAACCCAUUAUCCACCGGGAGGAGUUCACCCACCGGGACAUUAUCCGCCGCCGCACCUGAUGCCUCCGCCGUUGGAUAAUCCGAACUAUCCGGGAGGUUAUCCACCGGGACAUUAUCCUCCGGGGCAUUACCCACCUGGGCACUAUCCCCCGGUCGAGGGAUACCCACCGCACUAUCCGGUGCCGCAUGAGCAAGCGGUAGGCUAUGGUGCAGCAGGUCAACGCAAGGAACCGGAAAAGAAGUAGCUUCCCGCGAUUUGAUGAUCUUGUGAUUUUUUAUCUAGUGAUUAAGGUGUAGUGGUUACGUAAUGAUCCGCAGGAAAGGGUGUUGUGCAGCUCGAAUCCAUAUUGAAGAAAUAAAGACAUGUUUUGACUUUAUGGA
Aedes aegypti (yellow fever mosquito) is the source of this 528-nucleotide messenger RNA. Its product is annotated as early nodulin-75-like. NCBI's taxonomy places the organism in Eukaryota, Metazoa, Arthropoda, Insecta, Diptera, Culicidae. Bases 54 to 392 code for a protein of 112 amino acids. The record is from RefSeq and is a predicted model, not a curated record. The transcript is spliced from 2 exons.